Molecule: messenger RNA, 627 nt
Organism: Argentina anserina (silverweed cinquefoil)
Lineage: Eukaryota; Viridiplantae; Streptophyta; Magnoliopsida; Rosales; Rosaceae
Product: protein RALF-like 32
Exons: 1
Coding region: 44-373 (109 amino acids)
Biological process (GO): calcium-mediated signaling
Cellular component (GO): plasmodesma
Source: RefSeq, a predicted model, not a curated record
AAGAAAAUAAGCCACAAGCACAGAAAAGGGCGAAGGCCAAAAAAUGGUGUCUCUGCAAUCUAGCUUCGUUCUCCUGAUCCUCGCCCUUUGCUAUUUCGGCGCAACUGCCUCGUCGUCAUCACCAUCAUCAUGCAAUGGGUCCAUUGCAGAGUGCGAAGCAGAAAGCGAGCUGCUGAUGGAGUCAGAAAUAAGCAGAAGGUUUCUAGAACAGAAGAAGUAUAUCUCAUCUGGCGCUUUGAAGAAAGACCAACCGGUCUGCAACAGCGGUGGUAAAGGCGAAGCUUAUAGUAAAACAGGAGGCUGCCUUCCUCCUCCGGCUAAUACCUAUAACAGAGGAUGCUCUAAAUACUACAGAUGCAGAUCCGACUCGUGAUCAAACACAACCAGACUUGAAUGUAUUAUUCGAUACACAUAUAUUGUUGUCUCUUCCUUAAUUGGUGUUUGCUUAAAUAAAUGUGCAAACUUGUAAGAUGUAGAAGUUCAAAUACAGGGGUUUUCAUUUGUAAUGGAACCAAUUUGGUUUGUUCAAGUUGCAUAAACUUGGUCUGGUUCAGAUAUAAAUUUCAUCAGAAAGGGCCUCCACACCGAAGAAGAUUAUUUGUUCUAUAGAUAUUAUGUAAUUGGGUC